Molecule: messenger RNA, 272 nt
Organism: Tinamus guttatus (white-throated tinamou)
Lineage: Eukaryota; Metazoa; Chordata; Aves; Tinamiformes; Tinamidae
Source: RefSeq, a predicted model, not a curated record
GCAAGUCGGAGGGCAACGGCAGGAUGCACAUCACGCUCUGCGACCUGGUCUCCACCUGGGACUCGCUGAGCCCCACGCAGAAGAAGAGCCUCAACCAGCGGUACCAGAUGGGCUGCGAGUGCAAGAUCUCGCGCUGCCUCUCCAUCCCCUGCUUCGUGUCCUCCUCGGACGAGUGCCUCUGGACGGACUGGGCCAUGGAGAAGAACAACGUGGACGGGCGGCAGGCGAAGCACUACGCGUGCAUCAAGCGCAGCGACGGCUCGUGCGCCUGG